Colossoma macropomum (tambaqui) is the source of this 1088-nucleotide messenger RNA. RefSeq names its product intelectin-like. Lineage: Eukaryota; Metazoa; Chordata; Actinopteri; Characiformes; Serrasalmidae. The transcript has 8 exons. Bases 96 to 1088 code for a protein of 330 amino acids. The record is from RefSeq and is a predicted model, not a curated record. Gene Ontology annotation, molecular function: oligosaccharide binding.
AUUCUUCAUCUACACCUCCAACACUGAGACGUCCAUCCAGACAAAUACAACUGCACACAAAAAACACCAGCAGCAGAGCAGAUUUAUCUACAAAGAUGUUCUCUGUGCUGUCCUUUGGAUUUCUGUUGAUAUGUCUGUCAAUGAAUCAUCUGGUCCCCUGUGAAUCCAGAUCAGCCGGUAUGAUGUACAUAAUUCAGGAUGGAGAAGCUCCUGAACCACCUACUGGCACCAAGGGGAAACCUGAGUGUGGCUACGUGGCUCGAAGCUGCAAAGAACUCAGAAACAAGUAUAAAAUCGAUGAAGAUGGCCUGUACUUUCUGACAACGGAGAGCGGGGUGGUCUACCAGACCUACUGUGAUAUGACCACUGCUGGAGGUGGCUGGACGCUGGUGGCCAGUGUGCACGAGAACAACAUGUAUGGGAAAUGCACUGUAGGUGACCGCUGGUCUAGCCAGCAAGGUAACAACCCCAACGUACCUGAUGGUGAUGGAAACUGGGCCAACACAGCCACAUUUGGAACUGCAGAAGCUGCUACCAGUGACGACUACAAGAACCCUGGGUAUUACGACAUUGUGGCUCAGGAUGUGUCUGUGUGGCAUGUUCCUAAUAACGCUCUGGUACAACAGUGGACUGCUGCUUCUAUCUUACGCUACCACACUGAAAACCGGAUUCUCAGCCUCCAUGGAGGGAAUCUGUUCAACUUAUUCAAGAAAUUUCCAGUGACGUUUGGAGCAGGAGUUUGUCGUACUAAUAACGGACCUACUGCCCCAGUGGUGUACGACUUCGGAAAUGAAGCCUCUACCAGGAACUUUUAUGGUCCAAACCCAAGAGGAGAGUUUGAGGCUGGCUUCAUCGCUUUCCGGGUGUUUAACGUUGAGAAGGCAGCCAUGGCGAUCUGUUCUGGAGUCAGACCAACCGGCUGCAAUACAGAACAUUACUGUAUUGGUGGAGGAGGUCAUUUCCCAGAAGCUGCACCCAAACAGUGUGGAGAUUUCCCUGGUUUUGACUGGGAUGGAUACGGGACAAAUGCAGGCUGGAGUGCGUCCCGAGAGAUCACUGAAGCUGCUGUGCUUCUCUUCUAUCGCUGA